UCUGAUCCGACAGACGUCAAAAUGUUUUUCUUCAAAAUUUUGCUCUUAUUUCCCAUUUUAACCUUAACAUUCGGAGAAAAUCUUGAUUGGUGGGAAAACGCUGCUUUUUAUCAAAUUUAUCCAAGAUCUUUUGCGGACAGCGAUGGAAAUGGAAUCGGAGAUCUUAAUGGCAUAACCUCAAAAUUGGAAUAUUUGAAAGAUAUUGGAAUUGAUGCUUUUUGGCUUUCACCGAUUUUUAAAUCUCCAAUGUUCGAUUUUGGUUACGACAUCUCCGAUUUCCGUGAUAUAGAUCCAACUUUCGGGACAUUAGAUGACUUUGACAAACUCGUGGCAAAAGCAAAAUCUUUAGGUUUGAAGGUUAUUCUCGAUUACGUGCCCAAUCAUACGAGUCACGAACACGAAUGGUUCACAAAAUCCGUUCAACGAAUCGAUCCAUACACGGAUUACUACAUGUGGCAUGAUGGUUUCCCGAAUUCUACAGCAGGAGGCGCUAAUUUGCCGCCAAAUAAUUGGAUCAGUAUUUUUCACGGAUCUGCUUGGACUUGGCAUGAAACGAGACAACAAUUUUACUUUCAUGUUUUCCUCAAGGAACAACCAGAACUGCAUUAUCGAAAUGAAGAUAUGAGAAAUGAAAUGCCGAGCAUUAUGAAAUUUUGGUUAGAUCGGGGCGUCGAUGGAUUUCGUAUCGAUGCGACGCCACAUUUGAUGGAAGUUGGCGUCGAUGCGAAUGGAAAUUAUCCGGAUGAACCUGAAAAUGGAACUUGCACGAAUCCUAAUGAUCAUUGCUUUUUGGAUCACAUUUAUACAGUUAACCAAGACGAUAGUUUCAAGUUGCUCUAUGAAUGGCGGGAUUUUUUGUCAAAAUACAAAGCUGACAAUGGCGGAGAUACAAGAAUUGCCAUGUGUGAACAUUAUGCUGAUGUUGAUAUCGUAAUGCGCGUCUAUGGCGAAAAAGGAGAUACGAGAAAAGGUCCCAUGAUGCCUUUUAAUUUUUUGAUCUUGCAAGAAUUUAAUAACAGAUCGACAGCUUAUGAUUUGAAAAAUACUAUUGAUAAAUGGAUGUCCCAUAAACCGUCGCAAUUUUUACCUAAUUGGGUUAUGGGAAACCAUGAUGGAUCACGUGUUGGAUCUCGUCUCGGAGCUGAUAUGAUCGAUUGGAUGAACAUUUUGAUACUUUCUUUGCCAGGAGCGAGUGUUAAUUAUUACGGCGAAGAGAUCGGUAUGAUCGAUGGCAUAAUUCCCGCCGAAAUUCAAAACGACGAACGCGACAUCUGUCGAACUCCAAUGCAAUGGAACACGGAUAAAAAUGCAGGAUUCUCAUCAGGAGCUUCAACGUGGCUUCCUGUCAACGAAAAUUACCUUCAAGGCUUAAAUGUACAAUCAGAACUCAAUACAGUUGGCAGCCAUCUUUACAUCUACAAACAAAUGAUGUCAAUUAAGAAAUCAGAAGCUGUCAAAACGGGAGUUUUCGAAACAAAAGUUUUGGACAAUGUUUUAUUGAUUCUUCGAGGCACGGAAAAGGAACGCUAUGUAAUAAUGUUGAACUUGAAUGAUCGCACGAGUAAAGUUGAUCCGUUCAAAGCUUUUAAUAUCAGCAUGAAAUGGACUUAUGCCUUCGUACAUAAAUCCGGAAAGGCUCCUGGUAAAAUAAUGGAUACGGCAGAACUGACAUUGAAUCCAAAAGAAGCCGUUGUGAUAAAAUCCAAUGCAAUUACACUUCAAACACUUCAGUUGCUUGCGUUAUCAGCACUUGCAGUAAUUGUAAAGUACUCUUCAGCUCUUUUUAUGUAAUAAUCGUGCGACAAUCGAAUAAAAAAAUCUGUUUUCUUAUC
Messenger RNA from Culicoides brevitarsis, 1832 nucleotides. RefSeq names its product maltase A2-like. The transcript has 6 exons. The record is from RefSeq and is a predicted model, not a curated record. The coding region runs from base 22 to 1791 and encodes 589 amino acids. Gene Ontology annotation, biological process: carbohydrate metabolic process. Lineage: Eukaryota; Metazoa; Arthropoda; Insecta; Diptera; Ceratopogonidae.